This is a messenger RNA of Mesorhabditis spiculigera, 2349 nucleotides long. Lineage: Eukaryota; Metazoa; Nematoda; Chromadorea; Rhabditida; Rhabditidae. The record is from the annotation of a GenBank genome assembly.
AUGCCGCAUCCUGAACGGCAUUACGCCGCCGACCCACGUUACCGAGAUUCAAGAGACAACGAGGAUCCACGUCUAUAUGACAGAGGCGACAUCCGUAAACGAUCAAUUGCCGAGACGGAACAGCAUGACCCGCGUGAAGGCACUUCCAAGCGUGAAAAACUCGAGCGCAUCUCAACCGUCAUCCAGAUCAACGGGCUAUACUUCAACACCGACCUCGAUCGGCUGAAAUCGUCUUUGCGUGACUGGUGCCACUCACCGACCGUCCGCAUCCAGACAGCCUAUCGUCAAACAGGAGAGCGUGGUCCGCCUCGUAUUAUUGGUUACGCGGACAUCGGCUCAGUGGACGCGGUUCGACGAUGGAUGAGCACCAGCAAGGGAGAAAUCCGCUGGUACGAUGGCUCCGUCUUCCAAUGUGAAACGCUCAAGCCCUUUUCGGACAGUGCUACUUGGACUUGCGCAUUGUGUUCGUCGAUCGUCUCCAGCUCUCAGGAUGCGUGCCUGAAAUGUUCGACGAUUCGCCUCGAGAGCGAAAAUCUUCAUAUGCUCGGACUGCCGCUGGUUGGGACGGUUCCAACUGACACCCUUCUUCUGCGAGAUCUUCCGAAGGGCAUCACUGGGCAAAGGAUCGCCGACUCGCUGUCUCGCGUGGCCUCUCUCGUCCCGAUCACCCACAUCCAUUUGGCCAAGAGCAAGAAAUUUGCCUUUGUUCAAUUGAGGGAAAUAUCGCAUGCGGAGAUGCUGUUAGAGUGUUUUAAGCAAGCUCCACUGGUGAUAGAUAGCCGAACGAUCUGCAUUGCAUUCUGCAGUCAAUCCUAUCCGGAAUGGAAGGCCGCGCAGGAGAAUGUGACACAGCCAGUGGCUGCAAGCGAUACGUGGAGGACGCCGGCAAACGAACCCAGGCCGCCGGGUCCUGCACCAGCUGUUCCGUCUGCGCUCCCCGCUUAUUCUACUCCAACGAACGUCCAGCGGCCUCCGUCCGUCAUCAGCCCGUUGCUACAUGGAGUGCCUCGCUUCGACCCUUCGCAGCCUCCUCCUUGCUUCCUCCCCAUGCCCGACCUCUCGCGCCCACCUCCAAUGAUCUUCAACGCUCCGAACGUGGCCAUGGCUCCGCCUACGAUCUCGCCGGGAAUUGUUGGAGCCGUGCCACAGUCACCGAUGAUAAUGGGACAGCCUCUUCAUCAAGCCCCUCCAUUCCCGCAGCAAGUUGCGCCCUUCACCCAACAAGCUCCGUACUUGUCCGCGCCGAUCCAUCCGCAUCUAGCCGCCGUGCCGCCGCACACUCUGUCGCAACAGACGUCUGCUCCACCCGGAUUCACGACCACGCAGCCCCAACCUCACCCAACUAUCAACUACGCUGUGCCGCCUCCCCAAACUAGCCAGCCACCGCCAGAGGGUCCACCAGCCGGCGGGGUUAUCGGGCAGGUCACCACGCCGCAUGGAACUUUCCCAAAAUAUGUCACCCCGGAUCCCACCAAAUUCGUCGACGAACCGAAGAGCGGCUACAAAAUCGACCCGGCCACGCUGUUCUACUACGACGUGGUCAGCCAAAACUACUACGUGAGCGCGCUGAAGAAAUGGUGCUACUGGGACGCUCAACAUUCCACGUAUUUGCCAACCGAAACCAAGUCUGCGGUUCAAAAUUCCGUGUCCGAGGCACCCACGCAAGCAGCGGCCGCUCCUGGGGAGAUUCCGGCGGAAAUCAGAAAUCCUGCACCCGACCGAGCCGCAGAAGCCCCAGGCGCCAAAUAUGUUGGCGAUCGCAAUACGGAAGCCUCUUACCUUCAACAAAUGCGCGAGCGUCCUACAGAGCCCCCUGCUGCCCAGUCAGCCGAGCCACAGAAAAGUGCUGAGGAGAUAACCAAGGAGAUGCAGCGUUGGGCCAGGAAGCAGGAAAAGGAACGAGCAAAGAUAAGCAUUACGCUGACGAAAAAGCCGGAUCCGGCUGGCAAUAACAAGGUGGCAACGAAUGGGCGUAAUAGCGACGUUGGGGCAAAGAUUCUGGAAAAGAUGCAGAACCCGUUGAAGCACCCGGAUCUGGACAGUAGUGACGAGGAAGAGGCGUUGCCGGCGCCUGUAGCUUCUCAGCUGUCUGCUGCAAAGACGGCCUCCGUCGAUGAACCGCCACCUUCUAAUACAUUGACCGCCCAGAUGGCACGUGAACUUAUGGAAAGGGGCCUUGUCGACCGCGAAUCAAAAACGUGCCAACUGUGCCAUCGCGCCUUCACAACGGUUGAGGUCCUGGAUAAGCACGUCGAGCGUUCCGAGCUUCAUCGCGCCAACUUGGAGGAGAAGCGCCGGGAAUGGAGCCGGGACUAUGUUCGCAGCAUGAUGGACGCCUCGGAUGGACAG